Messenger RNA from Poecilia reticulata (guppy), 1875 nucleotides. Its product is annotated as zona pellucida sperm-binding protein 3-like. Lineage: Eukaryota; Metazoa; Chordata; Actinopteri; Cyprinodontiformes; Poeciliidae. Gene Ontology annotation, molecular function: acrosin binding. Gene Ontology annotation, biological process: binding of sperm to zona pellucida; positive regulation of acrosome reaction; egg coat formation. The record is from RefSeq and is a predicted model, not a curated record. Gene Ontology annotation, cellular component: extracellular matrix.
UUUUUACGAAACCAACACCUUACGAUAGCUCCUGUACUUGGCAGGUGGAAGCAACACUUCUUCACACUGAUCAUGGUUUGGGGGUUAUUGAUUCCCUUUAACAAAAUUUGAUUUGGCAAUGCACUUUGGUCUGUUUGCUUUGGGCAGGAAUACCUAACGCUGGGUCACGCUGACUUUUUCUGACCUGUUUUUAAUUUCAGUUUGCCAGUGUUUUUAUGUGUGUUGUUCAGUCCAAGAGAAUGUGCUUCAUAAAAAUAAUAAUGACCUUGUGCUCAGUGUAUAUAUUUUAUUGCCAUAACUCUUGCCUAAUCUACUGUCAGUUUCAGGGGCUGUCGUAAUUUUUGAGCCGCAUAAUUUAAGUGGUCAAGAUCCAUCUCUGUAGCUAAGAAGAGGCAGGUACAUGUGAUGGGGGCAGGUUAGGAGGCGGGAUUGUAAUACAAGUAAACAGACUCACUCUAUUAUAAAAGCAGGUGCACAAUUCCAUAUUCUCUAAAGCAUCUGGUGAACUCCUUGAUCCUGAAAGCCUUGAUCAUGAAAUUAAUUGCCAUUUGCGUUGUGGUGCUGGUCUCUUUUGGCAGCUUCUGUGAUGCAAAACCUGGUAUACCAUUACCUCCCAAACAACCACUUCAGCAAUCCCACCAGCAUUUGCAGACUUUUGAGAAAGAGCUCACCUGGAAAUACCCUGAUGAUCCCCAGCCUGACCCCAAGCCUAUUGUGCCGUUUGAGCUGAGAUAUCCAGCAACGGUUCCUGCUGCAACCGUUGCUGUUGACUGCAGAGAAGCCAUAGCUCACGUGGAGGCCAAGAAGGACUUGUUUGGCAUCGGGCAGCCCAUCAACCCAAGCGACCUCGUCUUGGGUAACUGUCCACCUACUGGAGAAGACCCUGUCGCUCAAGUGCUGAUUUAUGAAGUCGAACUGCAUAAAUGUGGAAGCCAGCUAACUACGACAGAUGAUGCUCUGGUCUACACUUACUUUCUCAACUACAGCCCUUCAAAUUUGGGUAUUACUCCAAUUGUAAGAACCACCCAAGCUCCUGUGAUUGUGGAAUGCCACUACCCAAGGAAGCACAAUGUGAGCAGCCUUCCUCUUGAACCCGUGUGGGUCCCUUUUUCUGCAGUUAAGAUGGCUGAGGAGUUCCUGUAUUUCACUAUGAAACUUAUGACUGAUGACUGGCUCAAUGAAAGGCCAAGCUACCAGUAUUUCCUUGGAGACCUGAUCCGUAUAGAGGUCACCGUCAAGCAGUACUUCCAUGUACCCCUGCGUGUUUACGUGGACAGAUGCGUGGCUACCCUCUCACCUGAUGCAACUUCCAGUCCCUAUUAUGCUUUCCUUGAUAACUUUGGGUGUUUGAUUGAUGCCAGGAUCACAGUCUGUGACUCAAGGUUCAUGGCUCGCACUGAAGAGAAUAAACUUCAGUUCCAGUUGGAGGCCUUCAGGUUCCAGAAUCCUGAUAGUGGAUUGAUCUACAUUACCUGCCACUUGAAGGCAACAACUACUGCCCAUCCCAUAGACGGCCAGCACAGAGCUUGUUCCUACAUUAGCGGAUGGAGAGAGGCUAGUGGAGUUGAUCCAGCUUGUGCUUCUUGUGAGUCUGGUGAUGUGAUAUCGUAUACUGCUCCAGGAAUUACAUUCGGUAGCCCCCUCGUCAUUACCAGUGAUGGUGGAGGAGGACAACAAACUCCUCAAGUCCCUUAUAAUCUCCCAUUUUCAAGGAAAGCUCGUGAUGUGACCCAACCUGAACUUUUGGAAUGGGAAGGCGAUGUCACUCUGGGUCCCAUCCCCGUCAUGGAGAAGAAACUCUGAAAAGCAGAAGUGUCGCGUGAUUUGCCUCUAUAUAGCCAUGAACACCAAAAUAAACAGUAUCAUUGGUUCAUA